Messenger RNA from Zootermopsis nevadensis, 1087 nucleotides. RefSeq names its product kxDL motif-containing protein CG10681. The record is from RefSeq and is a predicted model, not a curated record. Gene Ontology annotation, cellular component: BORC complex. Gene Ontology annotation, biological process: lysosome localization. Lineage: Eukaryota; Metazoa; Arthropoda; Insecta; Blattodea; Termopsidae.
CAAACUCGUCAAGUUGGAACACUGAUGGAAUCCCAAAAUGGCUGAAAAUACUCCUGAGAGUGAUUUGGGAAGUAUAGAAUGUUUUCAAAAUUAUACAGCACCAGAGGUUUUUAUACAAGGUUUAGCUGGAAUAGUUGACCAACAAGAUGUAGAAGCUAUGAUUAGAGCACAGAAGCAAAUGUUACAGAGAUUUGAAAAGACAAAUGAAAUGUUAACCAACUGCAAUGCUCUUUCUGUAAAUCGGCUAAAAUCAGCCGGUACAGAGUUUAAAAAGCACACACAACUACUCUUAGAAAUGAAAAAAGAUUUAGACAGCAUUUUUAAAAGAAUAAGAGUAAUGACAACUAAAUUAGCUUCACAGUAUCCAGAAGCAUUUUCUGCUGUGAUGGAGAGAAGUCACAAUGUAGAGGAAGAUGAUAAUGAUGAUGCUGAAACCAAAGCCAAAGCAGGUCCCAGCAAAACAAGACAAACUUUUGAAACAGUUGCAGUUUCUGCAACAAAUCUUACAUCUGAUCAUUCAAGAACAGGCUCAUUAAAAGAAUCACAUUAUUCCAGGGAUAAAAGUGGUGAAGAUGUUAAUGAAGAAUUUGAAGAUCCUGGCACUGAUGAGAGACAUUCCAUAAAGAGGGAGAACAGUUCAUCUACGGACAGUCCUAAUGGAAAUAGCAACAAUGAUUCUUCACCAUGUACUUCAGAUACUGGAUGAUGUAUUUAUCCGAAUGCUUCACUAAAAUACAUUCAUUGCUGAUAGCCUCACAACUGUCUGAAGCAGAUCAUUUGCAAAUCAUGAAUGAUAAAGGUUGCAUAUUUUUAAGAAAACAUAAUAAAUGAUAUAUAUGUAUAAAUCAAAUAUUUAUCUCUUAUAUAGCAAUAGUUUCAAUAAAAUAAAUUGUUAUAAUUUUAGUUAAGAAUUAUGGUUGUGAUUUUAAAAAUUGUAUGUAUGAUGAAAUCCUUUUGUUUGCAAUAAAAUGUAUCUGUGGAGUUAAAAUAGCUUUUCGUAUGGUACAGUAAAGUGAAUUAAAGCAGUAUCUUCAGAAAAUCUUGUUCUGCUGCCUUAAUUUUUGUCAUACACGUAUAUAAGUAUUCA